AUGUGUGACCUCAAUCAGACUAGGAGGUAUGCAUGGGGAGCUGCUGGCCUCAUGCAUAUGUACGAUCACCGUAAUGAUGCUAGUAUCAGCACUAGCCGACAAUGUUGGAUAUAUGAGCACUUUUCAUCAGUUGCGGAGUGUAACGCUGAUCCGAAUUACGACGAGGUGUCACCACGUGCGUGUCGGUGGAUUGCCACAAAGAAGACUGUGAAGAAGAUAUCUACAGUGACGUACAGGCAGCUUGGAUCGUCUCAGAAUUCCAGAUGUCUGCUGGAUGCCAUAUGGGGAGCACUGACCGGACAGCUCCGUUGGGGCCCUGUUGCUGUCAGAUACAGAUCGGAGAAGGUUAUGCGUCAGUUCGGAUACGUCCAGAGUAUUCUUGCACACCCUGUCGAUUCAUGGGUGUCAUUUGAUGACGUAGACGAUAGGUGGACGCACUACUCAGACCAUCUUGCACCAGCAGGUGACAUAUGUGUUGUGUCAAGUCAAUGUGCGCCCGACUACAUCGACCGGUUCUUCAUCAUAUCGCAUUCAUUCAUGACUGCACCACAGACAUCAGAUCCUCCUCGAGAUGCAUCUGCGACACAACCCAGACAUAUCCCUCAGGUGCCAGAGUCACGUGUCCCUCAGGAGUCAGCAGUAGCAGCAUCGACACAUGCCGAUUUUGAUGCUGACGAGCCCAGACAUGCAGUGAUAAGUGAGGUUUGCCAUGCCAUCGUCGAGACGUUGGAGCAUCAUCUCAGCCUAAAUGAAGUCACGCCAGGCACAUCGACACAUAAGGCCAUCCAAAAAUGUCUUAGGAUUGUCAGGGGUGUUACAGAAGACCGCAAUGUGUAUGUGAGGUCUCAACGUAGGUGGCGCACGGAUCAACCAUAG
This is a messenger RNA of Glycine soja, 876 nucleotides long. RefSeq lists its product as uncharacterized. Bases 1 to 876 code for a protein of 291 amino acids. The record is from RefSeq and is a predicted model, not a curated record. NCBI's taxonomy places the organism in Eukaryota, Viridiplantae, Streptophyta, Magnoliopsida, Fabales, Fabaceae. The transcript has 4 exons.